CUCCCUCCAUCCCGAUCUACCCGCCCCCACUCCCUCCCGAUCUCCCCCGCCCCCCACUCUCUCCCAAUCUCUCCUCCCGAUCUCUCCUCCCUCCCUCGCGAUUUCCCCCACCCCCAACUCCAUCUCCGAGCACCGCCAGAUCCGGCUGCCAUGGUGCUCCGGCACCCGACCGCCGCCCCCCGAUCGACAAGGUGGAUGGCAUGUACCAUCUCGUCAGCACCAUACGUGGAGAGGAGAGCCCGUCUUCGCCUCCGACCCAGGCCCCGGCCGCCGCCCCCCGAUCGACAAGGUGGAUGGCCUGUACCAUGUCGUCAGCGCCGUACGUGGAGAGGAGAGCCCGUCUUCGCCUCCGACCCAAGCCCCGGCCGCCGCCCCCCGGUGGAUGCCCUGUACCAUCUCGUCGGCGCGUACGUGGAGAGGAGAGCCCGUCUCCGCCUCCUCCGGGGGUCCCCGUCGCGGCCGGCCGGGGGACGAGGUGGUCGCCGCCGCUUGGAGAUGAGGAAGCUGCCGCCCCUGAGCCCCCUGCCGCCGGAUCCGCUUCUCUCCCUCUCUAAUGCCUCUAAUGCCGGAUCUGUGAUUUGUUGUGAUUAAUCGCUUAAUUUGAUUUGUGAUUUGGUUAAUUGAUGAACGCCCGGGCCACAGGCCUGGCUUUUUUUUAAAUCGCGAAAUUGCUAUCAGUGGCGGUCGAUUUGGGGACCCGCCAUUGAUAGGUGCUCCAUCAGUAACGGCUGUCACGCCCGUCACUGAUGAGGACUCAUCAGUAACAUCAAAUUAGUGACAGGUGCCCUGCCCGCCACUGAUAGAGUUUUUCAUCCGUUACUAAUGUCCCAUUUUGUAGUAGUGACCGUUUAGAUACAUGUAAUAUUUUGACAACAAUUUAGGAUCGGAGGAAGUAGAUAACAUCGAUGAUCCAUUCUUCACGGACUACAUGAUAUUCUCUUCCACA
Molecule: messenger RNA, 946 nt
Organism: Brachypodium distachyon (stiff brome)
Lineage: Eukaryota; Viridiplantae; Streptophyta; Magnoliopsida; Poales; Poaceae
Exons: 4
Coding region: 151-591 (146 amino acids)
Source: RefSeq, a predicted model, not a curated record